AUGGGAAGCCACGAAACCGGAAGCCUGCCGAAUACCUUGAUGCUUUACCUUGUCGAUGUGUUCACUCUGCGCAAGUGCCAAGAUGUCUCUGCCUACAUUAUCGGACAGAAAAUGUGGCAACGCAACAACGUUCAGAACGAGGCCCAAGCGUCGCUCGAUCAGGCAAAUUCUUUUCUGAAGACCAAUGUUUCUCAACAAGACCUGUUGCAACUGGGCGAGCAAUUCUUGCGGUUGAACGCCACUUGUCGACCACAAGUAGGAAUUCAGGCCUGUGAAUCGUAUGGGGGCACUUGCCGGACUCUAAUCGACGGCUACUACGUGGAAGCCUCUUUCUGCUUGACUUGUGGACUCGUCUUCUUCUUUCUUCUCCGACCUUUGGCUCAUCGACUUGAUUGCCUCCCUACACAAGCUUUCGCUUUUAAAUUCGUUCCAAAGUCGACUCACUUGGAUGCCUCAUUCCUUUCUCGAUUACAAUUCCGCCUUCAACGAUUCUUUCGCAGGCUACCUGGCCAGCGUGUUUAA
Messenger RNA from Protopolystoma xenopodis, 522 nucleotides. The record is from the annotation of a GenBank genome assembly. Lineage: Eukaryota; Metazoa; Platyhelminthes; Monogenea; Polystomatidea; Polystomatidae.